Molecule: messenger RNA, 378 nt
Organism: Uncinocarpus reesii 1704
Lineage: Eukaryota; Fungi; Ascomycota; Eurotiomycetes; Onygenales; Onygenaceae
Product: DNA-directed RNA polymerase II 13.3 kDa polypeptide
Exons: 3
Coding region: 1-378 (125 amino acids)
Biological process (GO): transcription by RNA polymerase II
Cellular component (GO): RNA polymerase II, core complex
Molecular function (GO): protein dimerization activity; DNA binding
Source: RefSeq, a predicted model, not a curated record
AUGGCUAGAUUUGAAUCUUUUGUUCUCGGCCCCGGCGAGAAGAAGGUCGAGAUGGAGCCCGAUACCCGUCUCCCUUCCACCGCGAUCUUCACCUUCAACAAGGAGGAUCACACUCUUGGAAAUCUGAUUCGCUCCCAGCUUCUUAAGAGCCAACAUGUCCAAUUUGCCGGAUACAAGGUUCCACAUCCACUUGUGCACAAGUUCAUGCUUCGCGUUCAGACCGAUGGCACCAUCACUCCAAAAGAUGCCGUUCUCACUGCCUGCCAUGAGCUUGUCAAGGACCUCGGUACCCUCAGCCGCGAGUUUACAAAGGAAUUCGAACUACGGAAGAUGGCCAGCACCGCGCCCCAGCAGCAGAAUGCCCAGAAUGGAGUUUGA